Trichoderma gamsii is the source of this 315-nucleotide messenger RNA. Its product is annotated as BolA domain-containing protein. The record is from RefSeq and is a predicted model, not a curated record. Lineage: Eukaryota; Fungi; Ascomycota; Sordariomycetes; Hypocreales; Hypocreaceae. Bases 1 to 315 code for a protein of 104 amino acids. Gene Ontology annotation, biological process: intracellular iron ion homeostasis. Gene Ontology annotation, molecular function: 2 iron, 2 sulfur cluster binding. Gene Ontology annotation, cellular component: nucleus; cytosol. The transcript is spliced from 2 exons.
AUGGCCUCAAUAACAGAAGCCUCCCUCCGCGAGGCCAUCACCCAGCGCCUCGGCGCAAUCCACGUCGAAGUCACUGACAUGUCAGGUGGCUGCGGCCAAGCCUUCACCUCCCUCAUCGUCUCCCCCCAGUUCCAAGACCUCAAGUCCCUCAAGCGGCACCGCCUCGUCAACACCGCGCUCAAGGACGAAAUCGCCGCCAUCCAUGCCUGGACGGCCAAAUGCCAGACGCCCGCGGAGUGGGACAAGGAGAGGGAUACUGCGGCGCCGUCGCUGGAUGGUACAGUGGGAGGACAUGUCGAGGGGACGAAUCAAUAA